UAAUUUGUAAAAAGCUGUUUCCUCUGGCAUGUUACGCGUGGUAGUGUGGGUUUUCUUACAGUGAACGUUGAUGGGGCCUCCUGCAUCCCGGGCAGCAUCUCAGCGCUGGACACGUGGCAGUGAGAGCAGAAAUGCUAGCGGUGGCUGAGGGGCGAGGCCCGGGUGGAAGCCCCUGAUGCAGGGUUGUGCAUGUGCAGAAUCUGAAAGCUGUGAGACUUGGCGAGCCCGCAGUGGAGGGGGGUGUCUGAGCCGCAAGGAGGGUCUGGCCUGAGCUGCAGGGCACCCCCCCAGAGCCCACUGUAGGUGUUGGAGGGCUGAGGAGAGUGCAGAGGGCCUGGGAGGCGAGGGAAGGAGUGAGGCGGCCAGGCUGGGUCAGGUGCUCCACACGCGUCAGGGAGAGGAGGACCUGCAGGGACUGUCGACGUGACUUUGGCAAGCUCUGUGUCCGCAGAGCUGGAGCUGAGCUGGCUGGGGCAGGAGUCAGUGUGGGAAUUAAGGAAAAAACAAGCAGGUAGGGUAGAGAGCCAGACUACCAUCAAAGCAUGAGUUUUCUGCUGUCCGGCUCCGCCGUGACGCCACUCCUCCCACCAGAACGAGCGCGUUUGUCUCCACACUCUCCCCUGCUUGUCAUUGAGCUUUGUUCGGUUUAGGAAGCACGAACAGAAAGGUGGCUGUGACAGGCAGUGGGCUGGAAAGUGCAUUUCCACCGGUCUGCCCUCUCCUGGGACAAGGUGAGCUUGGUGCUUAGCACUGGGCCGUCCCGACUCCAGGAGAAACGCCAGUCCUCCAGGCACGGGAGGCUUUUCCUCCUCUCAGUAUUGCAGCAGGCAGCGCACAGCCCUUCUGUCCAAAUCUGGGAACCUGAAAGACCGUCGGAAUCUUGCUGUUUUAGACGUUGUAAGAGGAGCGGGUAGGACCCCACGCGCUCAGGCCCCACGCUUUGGAUCUACCCCCUCUGCAGCCAGAGGGACAAGCAGCUGCUGUGCUGGUCAUGGCCUCAUCCCGUGUGUGACGAUGGCCACUCACGUCUUCUCAUUCUACAGAAUUUAUCACCAUGCGUCAGACUUUUAUUUGGAUUUUGUGCGUCUUGCAUGUAUGGUGGGGAUGACCGGCCCCACCUCCAAGUGUAGGCGCUGGAGCCCCUGGGGACGCAGCGCUGCUUGUUCCUGACAGAUGGGUUGCACCCGUGGGAGGGGUCCAGAUGCGUCAGCUCUUGGGAGUCAGUGAUGGGUGUACCGGGAAUGGCCUGGCGUGCAUUUCCAUUCAGAAACUCCCAGUCCCUGCCUGGAACCUGGCUCCUUUUGCUGUUUUUUGCCCCCUUUCCUGUCCCUUUCCUGGGUGGCUGGUCCCUGCUGUCGCCCCUGCCUCCCUGGCUGCAGAGCUUUCCUCUGGAGGACUCCACACAGAGCCUGCGCCGUCUCUGACUCCAGGCUCUGCUGCCCUGCCCCACUUUGGUCUCUCAGGUUGGAGUUGAGGUUGCAUCUGCUGAGAGCCGUGCCCACAGGUGAGGUAGCAUCAGGGUCCUGAGCCAGUCUACUGUCCCCUGGCCGUGGGUUUGGAGCUGCCAGCCACCCUUCCCUGAGAACCCAGCCUAUGACUCGGCUCCCCUUGGGCCUGCCCCAUCUUUCCCUCCUGCCCCGGUCUGUCCUGCGGCCCCCUCAGUCCUCAUGGCCAAGUCAGCCAACAGCAACCCACACACAGAGGCCACUUCUGGAUGGGUGUCUGGCAAGGUGUGGGUCUGAAUUCAGCCUUUUGCCUCGCGUGCCUACCCCCGUGUCCUGGGCUCUCCAAGAGCCACCUUAGGAAGAUGGGGAGUGGGUCUGGACCACUGAGCAACUGGUCAUUCUGCAUCAGCUCCUGAAAGUCCCUUGUGGACCAGGACCCUGAUGAGGACAAGCUCUUAGCUCAGAACAACACAGAAUCCAGCGCUGGCCAUAGGACGGCUGUCUAAUGGUCCUUCUCUAGAAACCUCUCUGUGCCAUUCUGAAAGUGGAAAAUGCUGGCAUUGGUCAUGCGACCUUGCACAGCUGACUAUUUUCAUGGUCUCUCCACCGACUCUGGCCCCUUCGUGUUUUGUGGAGAGAAUAGCAGACCCCGCCCCCUGCCCCAGUGUUAAGAGGUGACUUAGACACCCUCACCUUGAAGUUUUCACAUAUUUUCUAUCUAUAAUAUUUGUAUACUUCACACGAAGCCUUAUUAGUGGAUAAAUAUAAUAAACUCCUUCCUAUUGAAAUAAAAUUUGAGAAGAACAUGGUAUGUGCCAGCCAAAGCCCAAAUUCAAAUGAACCCUUCUGUGAAGGGGAAGAAUCAGUCUUGUUGAGAGAAUGUAAUUUAGAUGCAGAAAGAAUCCCAGCUGCCUAGAAAUCCCCGUUGCCAACAGCAGGCGAAAGGAACCACUCAUGGGAGGGAAUGUCGCAGGGCAUCGGCAGGUCGGGCGGCAGCGCAGCAGCCGUGAGAACGCAGGACUCUCACUUCCGGGCUGUGUCGCCAACAUUGGCAACCAGUCGUCACCUGCCAACAGUGCCACCCACUUGGGGGAGCAUGGAUGGUAUUGGUCGGGCUCUAUCCAGCUGUUUGUUAGCAGUGAGUACAAAAAAAUAAAAAAAUGAUAUUUUUUAGCUGGUCAGAAAUGACUUGAAAGACCUCAGACUGUUGAGUUAACUUAAAACAGCCCCUCCUUUGCAUCUAACAAAGUAAUAAAAUUGUGUGUGUUCAUCCAGUGGGUAAAUAUGCAGCCUCUGCUGUUUCAAGGAAAGUGAAAGGCUCCGCAGUAUGUGUUAUCUUGCCCUCCUUAAGGCUGCUUUUCCUCUGAAUGUCCUUGGCUCAGAAAGCUGGUUGUCAGGGAGCUUCACUGGGGUCUCUGAGGGGACUUCUCCAGAGGAGCUGGUGAAGGAGCGCGUGAGGACACAGGAGAGCAGCAUCUCUGGCUGGCACUCUGCCCGGCCGGGCAGGUUGAGCCCACUUUCACAACCCUGAGGCGGUCACAGCCGGACCGUCAGGGGGAACCCACUCUCACAGUCCUGGGUGGUCACUCAGCUGGCCUGGCAGGUGGCACCCAGUCUCACAGCCCUGAGGCAGUCACAGCCUGACCGUCAGGGGGAACCCACUCUCACAGUCCUGGGGUGGUCACUCAGCUCUCCCGGCAGGUGGAACCCACUUUCACAGCCCCGAGGCGGUCGGUCACUCAGCCUAGCCCAGCCCAGCAGGUGGAACCCACUCCCCACUGUCACAGCCCUGAGGCGGCGGGGGCGUCCUCCACCCCGCUCUUCCUGGAGAGACGCCAGUGUGUGGGUUUGGAAGUGGAGUCUAUUUUAAGUUUGCAGUUCCUGAAGGAGCCUGUGUUUGCUGUGCUGUCUCCACAUGGUCACAGCCUUGAAGCCUCCAGCCUUUUAAGGGCAAGCCUCUGCCUGGCUGCCUGUGGUCGGGGCAAGCCGCUACUUACGUUCCCUGAGGUCGGGGCAAGCCGCUACUUACGUUCGCGGUGCCUGUUGCAUUUUCCCACCUAAGAGGACACAGGAGGUGGUGGAAGGGGAGUGGAACUAAGGCGGGGGACUUGAGAGCAAACUGUGAGUGUCCAGAGCUAUAGGAGGUUCGGAGAAAACACCGAGGGCUCCUCCUGCAGGGUGAGAAACCCUCCUGUUUCUGAUUGCCUCAUGCACCACCAUGCUCAGGUCACCCGGCAGGCACCCCUCCCUGGGGCUGAGCCCAGAUCAACGCAGAGCAGUUUCCUAGGGCUGCGGUAAGCAGCUGCCUUGCACUUUGCGGCUAAAGCAGCACAGAUCUAUUAUCCUAAGUUCUGGAGGCCAGGAGGCCUCCAAUCAAGGUGUCAGCAGGGCUGGUCGCUCCUGCAGGCUCCUGGCCUUCCCAGCUUCUAGAGGCUGCCUGCGUAUAUGGUCUUGUGACCCCUCCUCUAGUCACCUCUCCUCUCUGCUGGCCCCUGCUGCCUCCCUUUUGCAAGAACCCCUGUGAUGACAUUGGGCCACUCAGUCCAGGAAACCCCCCAUCAAGAUCUUCAACCCCAUUUGCUCAGCCCCUUUGCCACCCGAGGUCCCAUGUCCCAGGAGCUGGGGAUCAGGAUGAGGCUGUCCUUGGGGCCCUGUUCUGUGCACCACAGUCCCCACCUUGGGCCGACAAGAAGGCCCUGUGGAGACUGGCAGCCACAGGCCCUGCUCUGGGUGGCCCUUCAGCUUCUUCUCACCUCCCAUGUGGCUGGAGAGGAGGGUCUCACCCACCACAGAGAUGGGCCUUCUGCCUCAGAGAAGGCAUGGAGCAGCGGGGCUGGCGUCAGCAGCUGUGCCUUGCGUUUUCUGGCAGCUGUGAGCAGCCCUGCCUUGCCAGCUUGGUCAGCAGAGCCUUGCGUCUGCCGUGGGCUGGCUGCACCCCUCCGGGGCCCUGGCCCAGGCCCAUCCCUGUCCCCACGUGGUACACACCGUGGGGAGAGGUGGACAUAGGCUGUCCCAUGUGUGGUGACAGGUGGUCUCCAUAGCCAUGUCUGGCACAGGGUUGCCCAUCCGGGGGAGGGAGGCCUCUGGGAGGAAGAGAGGGGAGACUGUUUUGUCCAUCGUGGAAGUUCAAGAAAACCAGAAAAACCCCUACAGGGGUACCUGGAAGCUGUUGGUGCUCAGAAGCUCUUCCCACCUACAGAUCUUGUGAUGGGGCCUGCAGGUGAGUGCCCACCGGCUGCCAAGGAGAGCCUCAAGCCGCACAGUUGGGGCCCUGCCGGCCAGUGGGGGUAGGUUUGCUGCGGGCUGCACAGUGCUGGCCUCCUGAGCCCUUCACCUUCCACAGACAACAGCAUCCUCAUCUCUGCCCAGGAGGUCUGCUCCUUUCUCCUGGGCCCCCCUCCCCACUCUGCCUUCAGAGCCCCUUGUGCUUUGGCCCCCACCCUGCCAGCCCCCUCCCUGCGCCCCCCUCCUCACCACCCAGUCCUUCAUGCAGCCUUUCCUCUCCCUGGGCUUGCAGGUCUGCCCCACCAAGCCCCCAUCCCAGGACGCAGCCAGGCUGUCUGCCCUCUGCGAGCAGGUGUGGCACACGUGUUGCUGGUUCAUCCCGUGGGCUUACAGGGCGGCUCCUGUGCAGACCUCUAGUGGGCGUGGGACUUCAGGCAGCAGCCUUUGGCCCCUGCCGGCCCACACCCCAGGACCCAUGCCACAGCGCCUACUGAGGGAAGGAGACCAAAGGGCAUGCACCAUAUCAGGUCUCGAGAGGGACAGAGCCAGGCAGGAGCCUGGGCAGGCGUCAGCAGGGCCCUCAUGUGUUCCUGGGUCCCACUGUCCUUCCCGCUGCCCAGGGCAUGGCCAGGCCGGAGGCCUCGGUGUGCCGUUGGGACCAGGCCUGGGAACCCCUCUGGCUUGUUUCCCCUUUUUAGUUACACAAAUACUUUAUUAUCACUUCUUAAAAUUUAGGAAUUUUAGGAAGGAACAAGGAAGAUAGCUUUAGAGUUAUAUACAUUUUCUUUUACUUGCCAUUAGAGUCUUCCUAGACCCUGUUUUUUAAAGAUGCCUGACUCUCCACGCCCGGCUGUGACCAAGCCUGCCGCCCCUCCAUCAUAGCUGCUGCUCAGUGUCCGGCACAUCCUGUACUGGGUGCUGAGGGGACCCAGGGAGGGUGUGGUGAGAGGAGGACCCUGGCCAGGCAUCCCUGGGACACGGCUGCCCAGCACGGGCAUUUUUUCUUUUAUGGAGGCUCAGAAGUGAGGCCUGAGAACACAAGAGAAACGGCCUCGGUAGACCCUGGCCCCACUUUCUUCCCAAUCUCAACCACCUUCGACGACUCAGUCAUCCAUGUCUGCGUCUCUCCCCCUGCUGUCCUCUGUAACCCACGGGUGACUGACGCAGCCAUUGUCCCUGUCUCCAGGGCAGCGGCACAGGAGCGUGUGGCCCUCCCGAGGCCCCUCCCGCACGCCCUGUGGGCACCCUGGCUCCCAUCGCCGCAGGGUUCCCUGUCUCAAUAGUAGCCUCGCCUUCUGAUGUCUUGUGGUCAGAUGUUUGCUGGAAAGGGCCACAGAGCCCCAGCGAAAAUCCAGACUCAAAGAUGAGACUGAAACGGGAAGUGUCAGCAUUGUUUUAGGGUUUUUCACUUCAAAAGCCAAUAAUCCUCUGAAGCAGGGCCCUUCUGCACUCCUUCCAGGCUCAGCAACUACCUGACAAAGGAACGAGGGGCUGAAGCGGAACGUACUGGAAGCCCUGGCCAGCAGGUGGCCAGUGGGACGCUGACUUGAAGCCUCUUUGAAGCAGUCAUGGGAGCAGUGGGAACAAUUGCCCCGUAAUUGUUGGACAGUGUCACACAACUAGACAGGCACCUACUUGAAUCACAGAAUGGAGCUGUGUGGUGUUUCUGUGACACUGGGAUGAAGCUGCAGGCACGAGCAGGGGUCUGCACAGCCGACCACGGGGACAGACAGGCGUGCGGCUGCCACUCACCUGCACGUGGUGGCCAUGUGACAUGCACAGGCCCUUACACCACCCCAAGCUCCUAUCCGUACCAGUGUUGGAAGAAGCCGCUCAAUCAGCAGUUGGUUUGCUUUGAUUUUACCUUAAAAUCCUGACGCUAUCCUGGUCAUAAUGAGCUCUCAUCCGUGUGUGGGGUCCUUACACUGAGGACACCAGGUCUAAACACAAGUGGGAAACGUCAGUGUUUACAUCUUACUUCAGAUGCCUAAAAACAGAGUCUUCGGGGAGCAAGGAGGAACCGUUCCUCAGAUUUCCAAAGGUCAUGCCCCGAGGGGGCAGCUUGGUGGACUGGAGCCGUCUGAAAAAGAAGGUGGUGGGUCGGGAGCCCUGAGCCUCCUGCUUGGGCCAAGGCAUGCCCACAGGAGACCUCUUGCCCGCUCACGGACUCGGGGGCCUGAGGGAUCCCUGAGGAAGCUGUGAGUGGUGGGCAGCCGUCUGGCUGUAGGAGAUGCAUCAUCUCAGCUUCUUUAUAACAGGGCCAGCCUGUGCUGCUGAGGGUGGACCAGAGCCACACAGCAUGGGGCGGAGGAGCUGUAAGGACUGGAAACCUUUCUAAAUCUCUGCCACCACUUCGUGAGCCCACUCUGAGGUGUGCCCCUCCCUAGAUUCUCACAGCAAGCUUGGCUGCAGGUGGGGCCAGCCUGAUUUUUCUCCCAUCAUGUACGUAAGAAAAUGGGCUCGAGGGUGGGACCUCCCCAGUCUCCCAGAUGGAAUGUGGUGGGUCCCGGUUCAGGCUCAGUCAGGGCUCUCCUGAGAACAGGACGCACGGGAUGAACAGAUGUGGAGACAGUUACGAGGAUUCUGGAGGCUCAGAAGCCCCAAGAUCUGCUGUCUGCAAGCUGGAGACCCAGGAGAGCCAGUGGUGCAAGUUCCAGUCCAAGGGAAGACCAGUGUCCCACCUCAACAGGCCACUGUCAGACCCCCAGUGGACUGGAGGAUGCCUGCCCACGCUGGGGAGUGCCGCCUGCCUUCCCGAAUCCACCAGGUCACAUGCUGAUCUCAUCCCCCACAGAUACACCCCAAAAAUCACAUUUGACCAAAUACCCGGGCAGCUGUAGUCCAGUCGGGUUGGAUGUCUAAAGCUGAUCUGUACGAUUGCUAACUCGCUUCGCCCUCCGAGCCGUGCAUCUCACUCCUCAGACACAAAUGCUGGUGCUCAUUCCUGCCCCAAGCUCCUAUCCGUACCAGUGUUGGAAGAAGCCGCUCAAUCAGCAGUUGGUUUGCUUUGAUUUUACCUUAAAAUCCCGACGCUAUCCUGGUCAUAAUGAGCUCUCAUACAUCCGUCCCAAAGAGGGACAUGUGUCCAUUGCAUUCGUGGGGUUAAAGCAAUGAGAAAGCCUGCAAGGCAGGAAGCUUGGGGUUGGGGGCUCCAGGGGAGCAAGGAAGGGUUGGGGGCUCCAGGGGUGGAAGGGGGUGCCCUGUGACUUCUGAGACACUGCAUUUGAAGUAGAGAGCCUUCUCUUCUGGACUCCUGCUCGCUUUAUCUUUGUAUGAACUGUUCCCUGCAAAAUAAAUACACAGGCCUCUGCUGGCUCCUGCCUAGGCCAGGAUGGCUCGAGGCUUGGUGAAGUCCCCAAGGAGGGAGGGCCACCUCCGCUGGCUCUAUUUUUUUCUGUCCCAGACACACUGGAGGCCUGGAUUUGUGGAAGAUGAAGGGACAUACUGAGUUGCAUCAUCAGGCUGGCAUCUGAGCCGCCUUUGCAAGCCCUAGUUUGUCCUUGUAUUUGGAAUGCUGGAGGCUCGAGUCAGGAUCCGGGUCCCAUCGACGUGUAUUUGUGCUUUCAAGAUGGCUGGGGCUUUUAGCCUUGGCAGCUUUGCUCGGGCAGGCCUGCUGCUUUUUACAUUGGGUUUUCCAGCGACUCCACUUACAGCUGCAAAAUGGACAGUGGGCUGUAGACCCUGAACAACGUCAAGUGAGUGCAUGUUUUGAACGCCUGUUACUUUUCCGUCGCCACUCAUGGAGCGGAGGCUGUGGAGAUGUCGGUUACUUUCUGUCCCCUGGGGGCUCAGGACCCAGCUGCAGAGCCAGCCUUGAAUGAGACUACAGGGAGCCUCUGAACAGGGCCUUGAGGGGCCAAAGGGAGAAGAGCAGCCUGGAGGCCAUUGUCCGGAGCACAGCCUGGCUUAGUCUCUGGAAUGCGUGGCUGACGCUGGGAAGAGGGACGUGUGGGCAGGGCCCAGGAGGUUCUAGCUCUUAAGUGUUGGUGGAAAUGAGCUGCUAUUUCCCUAAGAAUUGUGCACAAUCCUGAACCUUGCUGCCGUUAACUGAACCUCUGGACUUUUGCUCAAACAGCUGUAGUGACGACAGAGCUUGUCCCCCGACCUCACCUCCUCCACCUCACCACCAGAGGAUGUAAAUUGGCUAACUUGGCCUUGGAAGACCAGCUUGGAGGGCAGGGCCACCUAUGCACAUGUGACCUCCAUGUUCACCCAGUGCCCACGCUCAAGAAGGGCCCACACUUGAUUUAAUGUUCAGCUGUGGCCGUCCUGAAAGUCUGAACAAGUUUUGGAGAAAAGCCUCCCGUUUUCAUCUUGCACUGGGGCCCACAGGUUAUGUCGCUGCCGUGGGCGUGUUGAGGCACCACCCCAUGCUUCCUGGAGCCCUCAUCCCUCUUGCCAUCUGGCAACAAGAGCUGGGCUGGCCUGUUGCAUAGUCUUUGAGGCCUUCAGUGGAUGGAGGAGCUCACGGCAGCAGGAAGGCCGGUGUGUGAGAGGAGCCCCGGGGAGGACCCUCACAGGACCCUGGGUCUGGAGGCCUGGGGCUCGGCGGGGAGGGCGGGGCUUGCUCUGGGCCUCAGAGAGUCAGGAGCCGUCCCUGUCUGUGUCUGGUGCGCAGAGAGGGCGGGGCUUACUGGGCUCUGGUGAGGCAAGGACUGUCCCUGUCUGUAUCUGGUAGCAGCUGCCUCCCGGUCUUUGUCCAGCUUCUUCCUUAGGCCGAGCAUUUGGCUGUGGCUGCAGGAAGCCCAGCGGGGCGUGCAGAAGGCAGGCACACAGGACAGUCACUGAGCCAUUUUCCUCUGUGGGCCUCAGGAGCUCUGUCCCUGGGGGCUCUGGGAGUUGGUGUGGGAUGUAGGCCUUAGGCACCUGCACUGGUAUAGGGCUGUCCUGGUAUGACUUCUUGGUAUUCCCAGGCUCGGAUGCCUGCUGCCAGAUAAUGUCCAGGGCCUUGGUCCAAGCAGUGUGAGCAGGCUGGACGGCCCCAGCUGGCCUGGCCUAGGCCUCCAGGGAUUCUGUCCCCAUGAGGAAGGGGCUGCACUGCAGCCUGGAUCCCAGUUCCUUACCCGGGAUCCCACCCACACUACCUGCUGAGCACCGGGCUUCAGGACUGAGGAGUCCCAUGGGAGGCACAGCACCCACCACCGUGGGCUGGGCAUCCAUCUCCUGGGCACUGCCCUGGCACUUCACACAGGGUUCCCUCCUUCCACCAACCCUUUGAGGCCGUGGCCUUAUCCUCAUUUCACCAAAGGCAGCCUGAGGUUCAGAGAAGUUAGGCAGGACAUCAAAGACACACAGCAGGCAUUUCCAACAUGGGGCCCUCUGGCCCCAGAGCUUGUGCUUGCAGCCUUCUCUCUGCCUGCAGGAACCUCACUCUGACUUUCCCCAAAAUCUGACCAAAGGGAGUGAGUGCAUUUAGCACACCUGGGCACACAUCCAUGUCAGGCGUGCCUGACAAAACCUCGGUCCUGCCUCCUUCAGGGAGGUCCUGCACCAGCGUCAGGAGCCGUUGAACUCAAAGCUUUUAUGUGGACGACAAAGGGAUUCAUCGAGAUGAGCUGCAGCUGGGCUGGAGAAGGUGUAGCGUCCAUGAGUGUUGACCUUGAUACCUGAAUGAUGUGGGGGUGUUUGUGAUUGCAGUGAGCCCUUGGGCUUGAGGCUCACUCCAUGGCCCUGAGCGCAGUGCCUGCGGGGAGGGCCCCGGAGGCAUGACUGAGGGGUUUGCAGGCCCAGCACCUCAUACAGAGCAUGCGGGUUAACGAGCUAAUUCCGUAGAGGGUGGCAAGGGACAAUGUCUUCCCCUAGUAACACACUACCCUUUGGAAACCCUCCCAGCUCAUCACUGCACCCAUCUCCCCGUCUGCUGGGGCCGGAGCUGUGGUAUGGAGUGCAGGGCUCAUGACCACCUGGGAUUUGAGUGGCUCGAGUGGCCAGGUGCCUGCCUGGGAGGGUGACGGAGCCCCAGCUGGGGCUGAGGAGGAGCAGGUGGGAGGAGCGUGCAGCCAUCCUUCCUCGACUUCGAGAAGUCGCUGGAGCAGGGGCCGAACACACACAGCUGCCAAGGUGUGGCCCCUCUCUCUGGAAACCUGCAAGGGACACGUCUGCCCUGGAAGCCUGGGCUCCCUGUUCAGAACGGAAUCCCUGGGGCCCUCCUCUCCUGUCCUGGUCUGGGGGUGCAGCUCAUCAUGUGAGGCUCUGGGCUGCUUCCUGUCCGCAAGCGGAUCCCAUUCUCAGCGCAGUCUCUUCUCCCACCCUCCUGCUCCAGGCACCUGGGUUGCACACAGGGUGCUUCUGGCUUGCAGUCCCGGAGCCCUGUGGGCCCUUGCAGCCUGGGGACGGCCUUCAGGGGGGUCUGGAGUGGUCCACUCUGCACGUUUGGCCGUGAUGCCUGGUUGGGCUGCAGCACUUCUCUUGGUGUGCACAUUCAUUGUGUGUUUAAAAAAUACAAAGUAACUGGGUGGAAGCUCUGGAGAUGCCUCUGCUCUGACAUGCUGGCUUUCAUCCCAGGGCCAAUCGAUCCAUUCCAUGAGAAACUCUUCAUGAAGGACCAGUGUGUGGCCAAAUCCUCCCUGGAGGGAGCCUCAGCCCCCAGGAUCCUCCCAGCCUGGCCAUACGGGGUAGACUGCAGCCCUGACCGGCUCGGUGGGGCGCAGGGAGCCUCGCGGUGCAGCCUGUGUUCCGGUUGGGGUGUCCGCUCUUCCCCCGAGGGGCCUCCCAGCGUCUUUGAAUGGAGCCGGGGCGACGCUCAGAGGUGAGGAGCUUGGUCUUGGUAGCGAGGAGGCUCUGAUUUCCUGUCUCCACUCAGCAGCAGCGUGACUUUGGGCAAAUUGCAGAUCUGUGAGCUCGUGUCUUCCUGGCUGCAAAGCAGGAGGAAUGAUGGCGCUGCUGCCGAGGUUGUGCAAAUGAAGGAGCCCAGCAUCUGCAGAGCGGCCUGCUCAACGCCUGUCGGUGACCUGAGAAGCGGCUUAUCAUUUCCUCCCCAGUCAGGCCCUCCUGUGGGAGGGGUGCCGGGGCUCUGAUGGCUGUACACGUGCCUGGGUUUCUGUAGAGGAUAGAGAGAGGAGAGGCAGGGAGGCUUGCCUGGGAGGCUGCUACCAAAACCAUGGAAUUCUGUCUCGGGGACGCACCUUGCAAUAAAGAAGCAGCCUCCACAGGCCCCCUGGGAAGUCACCCCCGUGGCCGUGUCUGGAGAUGAGCUCUGGGCGGGGUGCAGCCUGGGAGGGCCAGUGUGCCCCCCACCUAGGGUGGUCCUGCAGCCUUUGCCUUCUAUUGCGGAUGGUGGCGGGUUGGCCGAGCUUUGGGGACCAGUUCCCUCCAAAGUUACUAUGGCCCCAAGGCUCUGGGGACAGGGGCAGGUGGCUCUGGGCAUGGACAGAGCUUGCUCCUUGAGCAGGAAACCCUGGCUAACGAGCGAGCAGAGGCCCUGGGGCCACCAGGGGCUGUCGAGCUGCACUCUCCAGGCUGCCAGAGGCUUCCAUUAGGCACACUGAUGUUUGAUUUUGUUUCCUUGGAAGACCUGGAGUUUUUGUCGGUUCUGAGUCAUUUUUCUUGAUCUGGGCUGCCAGUUCCACAAAGAAAAUCACUUUCAAACAGAUGUGGAGGAAACUGCACCUCCUCGCUUGUCCAGACCCGGCCUGAAUUCACAUGGAAAGGAAAUCAUUUCCCCCAUGAGCUCACUGAGAGUCCAACAGCACUGUGAGGGGAGGUGGCCAGCAAGGCACCCAGCCUGAGCCGUGACCAGAGGUCCGAGCCAGAGGUGCAGCCUUGGGAUCUCAGCCUGCGGCGCUGGCCCUGGGGCCACACUCAGCAUGGGGGACGCCAGGCUGGAGCAGAGGCCAGGCCCAAACAGCCGCUCUGCCCCCGGGGACUUUGGCAAGGCUGCUGCCUACGUGAAAUGAUGGAAAGGUCUAGGCUGGCCCCAGGUCCUUUCUGGCAUGGCCUCAGGAUCUUGGCAGGAGGAUAACAAUGCCAGGAGGGGGUGUGCUGAGUCAUGUGCCUCCUCUCAGGGGCCUGGCUGCAGUGGUCAGGGGCAGGGCGGCUCAUUGUGCGGGCACCGGUGCCCUGCACCUGGGGGAGGACCAGCAACAGGACUAGCCAGGCGGCCGCAGGCCCUUAGGACACAGGGGAGGCCCAGGAUUUAUGGGAAGGAAGGAGCAGAGCACCUGAGUCUGGGGACAUCUCGGGACAGGCACUGCCCCCAGCAGCCUCAGCUUCCCCCCAUAAAAGGGACAGACGCUGCCAAUGCCUUUAGCUCCAUCACUGUCCAGGGACAGGGACUAACCCUAGACCCCUCACCCCCAAGGAGUCUUGGGCUGCAGGUCCAGCUCUGCAGAGGGGCUGCAGGGAGCAUCCAGGGCCCAUACUCGUCUGCUCAUCUCUCAGUCUCUGUGUUUAUGGAACACCGGGGGAUGCCAGUGCUGUGCCAGGAGGGGCGGUCGGUGCUGAGUGAGGCCCGCUUCCCAAAUCAGACACAUUCUUAUGAGACUAAGAUUUGUCCCUGCUCAUGGACAUUAAAAAAAUGUCAAAGACAGCAGGAUUAAGCGGAAUCACAGUGUCCUGCCCCCAGUCCCUAACAGAAUAGAAAGGAAAAACUAGAAAAAUAAUCCCAGCAGAAAACAAACAAGGCCAUACACUUUGAAAAUUUGUAGCCAAAGACCAGGUGUAGUGGCUCACGCCUGUAAUCCCAGCACUUUGGGAGGCUGAGGCGGGAGGAUCACUUGAGCCCAGGAAAUUGGGGCUGCAGUGAGCCCUGAUUGCGCCACUGCACUCCAUCCAGCCUGUGUGGCACAGUGAGACACCAUCUCAAAGAAAAAGAAAGAAAAAUUAGUGGCCAAUAAAAUAAGCAAAAGAUUUCAGAGUAGAGCAGAAGGCAGAUUCGCGUGGCUCUGACCUGCCGCCAAGCCUGAGUCCCGCUGGUACACAAGCGGAGCCCCAGGCUGCCUCUGUGCUUGGGAUCUGGAGACAGGGAGUCUUGCAAUGCCUCUGGCAGACAUGGGAAGAUACCUGUGAGUUGAAGCUCUCCGUAAGAAGUGGAGGCUCCAGGGAUGCGUUGGCCUGUGGGCAUGGCCUGAGACCAGGACUGGAUGCACCACUCUCCCUGUGAUGAGGUGAAGCCAGCUCUGGUCUGGGCCAUUUCACAGGAUUCCAGAAGCAGGAGCAGAGCCUCAGCAUUUGAACAAACCUUCUUCCACUUCGGCUGAGCUCCUCCUGCCACCACCAUCCUUGCAGCUUCCCGAAGGUGGCCUGAACACAAACUGCCUGGGCUUCCUGUGACUAAGAGGGGAAGACGAGCCUUUGCCAGGUUUUGUGGAAAGAGUUAAAACCCCUCCAGUGCUGUGUUAAAACAUAUGAGGACCCAGUCAGAGCUGCUCAGGCUUGAAGAGAAUGGAAAGGCAGGGAAGGGGAGGGCAAGUGACAGGCAAACGUCCCACAGAGAAACCCGUGACUCAGUGCUGGAGAAGGGACCACAGCAUGCGCAAGAUAAACAUGCGGAAGGCAGAGGACGCACAGCUCGUGAACAGAAAAAAAAAAUAUUCCUGUGCUUUGCCUAAGAGAACAGUUUGAUAAGAACAUGAAUUCAAUAAAAUAAAUGUCAACAAUGUAUAAGACUAAGAAAUGAAAAUAAGAUGUCAGACCUCAGGAAGCAAACAGAACCGAAACAGUGUCAGUACCAAACCAAUACAUUUCAAACAGCAACAAACGACAUAGCAAGGCUGAAAUUGCUAUUGACAGAAAUCCAUCGUUCUCCAAGUGUGGCUCCUGGACCAGCGGCCCCAGCCCCCACCUGGGAGCUUGUGGGAAAUGCAGGUGUCUAGGCUGCACCCAGGCCUGCUGGCUCAGGCGCCCUGGGGGGUGGGCCCUAGCAGCAUCUGUGUUUAGCAAGGUGAUUGCAGUGCACACUACCGCGUGAACACUGCUGCCCUAGAGGAAAGGCUGAAGACAGCCACAGUAAGUAAAGGUAAGCGUGGUAGAGGGAUGAAAACUGUUAUGAACUUUGUAUAUGUAAAACUAAUUUAUAGGAAGAUGGACAAAGGCAGUCCGGCAAAAGAAUCAUUGGUGUUCAGACCAAAGUGAUUCCAAGUGAAAUAGUUUGUGCACACAUGGGGUGAUCUUUCAAUAUGCAGAAUCCAUUUGUUUUUCUCAUUUCAGGGGAUUUUAAAAUCUAAGGUCCAUGCUGUUUGGGUGCAGAAAAUUCACUAGUUUUACUUUCAUUUGCUUAUGUUGAAAACUGAUAUUAAAAUAAACUAAGUGUAAUUUAAAAUAGCAUUGAUAGAUCUCAUUUCAUGAAAGCAUACCUGUCUUUCUGUUGAUAUACAGGCAUACAAAUAUCAGGAUGUUGUUCACUGAUGUAGAUGGUUUUUCUGAAGAGAGGAAUUUGGAAUUUUUUUUCCUUUCUUCCUUGAACCUUUUUUUUUUGAGACAGAGUCUUACUCUGUUGCCCAGGCUGGAGUGCAGUGGUGCGAUCUUGGCUCCCUGCAAGCUCCGCCUCUCAGGUUCAAGCAUUUUCCCACCUCAGCCUCCUGAGAAGCUGGGAUUACAAACGUGCGCCAUCAUGCCCAGCUAAUUUUUGUAUUUUUAGUAGAGAUGGAGUUUUACCAUAUUGGCCAGUCUGGUCUCCAACUCCCAACCUCAGGUGAUCUGCCCGCCUUGGCCUUCCAAAGUGCUGGGAUUAUAGGUGUGAGCCACCACGUCCUUGAACUUUGUCGUUUUGAUGUCGAGGAAGGAACCUCUGACACCGAGGGUGGAACAGCCACCGUUCUGUGCCCCCGGUGCAUUCUCAUCAUCGGGCGUGGGAAGUGUCUGUCCCUGUUUGUGAAGAUACUUUACGCUAUGUGCCACUCCCAUUGCCCUUGUCCAGGGAGGCCAGCAUUCCCUGUGCUUGACAGAUCUUUUUGUUUGCCUAUGUUCUGACAUAAUGUGUUGUUUCCUGUGUUUGCAUUUUUAAGGAACGUAAAUGGUUAUGGGUCAUACGUCUAUUGCCUGUGUGUUUUCACUCAACACUGCCUCUGUAAGCUCCUUCCUUGUUGCCGUGGGUGCAUCUGGCUUGCCUGUUUCCGCACCUUGUAGUGACCUUGCUGCUGUCCAGUUUCGCUUACGCUUCCUGGGUGGUGGGUACCCAGACGCCUGCAGUGCUGCAGGAAGAACCUCACACAUGGAGAAGAAUAUCUGUGGUUCACAGAAAACUGUGCAUUGCCUAGAGGACACUCGUCAAGGUUAUUGGAUUCUACUCUGUCAUCAUUUAGAACUAUCUUAUAACUCUGUUCCUUGUAGGUCACUGAUAGCGGUACAAAAGAAUUCAUAUAGACGGGAAUGUUCUGUGCUAUGUAGUGGAAAUCCAGUGAAUACCUCCCAUCCCCAGGAGAGAGCCCGGUUUGCCUUCACUUGCAUAUUGAUUUAAAUAUCUCUGAUCUCUAAGUGUGGCUGUUCUUUGGAUUCUGUUUUGAACUGGUGAUAACAUCUGUCUGAUACCUUCCUUGAUAAGUGAAUAGACUAAAUUUCAAAUGUGUUCCUUUUUAUAUUUCUAUGAGAGUCAUGAUUUUACUUUUUUUCUGAAAAUUAGCUUUUAACACACAUAUCUCCUUAUGGAUCUGUGUAGAAAUUUACUUGGAGAAAUUUAUCAAAGAAUAGCAUUGCUGGAUGUGCUGGGCAUUACUGAUGUUCAUCAAUAUUCAAUCCUUGCCUCCUUCUGGAAACUCAGAGCGUACUUCCAGCAGUGUGGCUCAUUCUGUCCCCAGGCUGGGAAUAGCCGUGACAGUGUCAUUAGUGGGCCAAAGCAAUGAUAAGCCAUGGUGAGAUCCUUAUGCCACACACUCUCUUCCCUUGCCACAGUGACUGCCAGUGUUUUAGCUCAGGGCUGGCAAACUGGCCCGGGGGCCACAUCCCACUCACCACCUGUUUUUGUAAAUAAAACUUUAUUGGAACACAGCCGUGACAUGUCAUCUGUGGCUGGUUUUGCCUGGAGUUGAGUAUUUGUAGCAGAGGCUGUAUGGCCUGCAAAGCCGGAUGUGAUGUCUUUACCCUCCAGCCCUUUACAGAAAGUUUGCCAACCCCUGUUGUGGAUGUUGGAGCUUUCAGCCGCCUGGGUUCCUCAGAGGCGGCGGGAAGCAGAGCCUACCCCCACGUCACACCAGACACCUGAGCAAGACAUGACCCUUCCCCGGGCUGAGCUGCCAAGCCUGGGCAGACUUGUUGCCAGGCCUCUCCUGGUCAGCCCUGACUGAGUAGGGCUGGCUGCCCCGUGGAAUCGCAGCUUGGCCUGCACUGCAGCCGGUUCCAGGAGGGGCCGUGUGGCCCUCGUCUCCCACACCUGGGAUUAUCAGCUUUCUGACUGUCCCCAGGGCCAGGCAUAGCUGUGCUUCCAGUGGGUAGUGCCCUGUUUCCGUGUGCCUGGCAGCCCCUGGAUUUCUUCUUUCCAUUGCCUGUUUGCAUCCUUUCCUUCUCUUUGGCUAGGAUAGCUGUCCCUUCCUUGUCGAUGUGGAGAAAUUCCUUUCCUAUUUGGAAACUUUAGACAUUACAAAUAACCUCUCACCAUUUCUUGAAUAUUCUGCAUGGCUCAAAUCCUUCAUAAUGAACUUGUAUAAUCUUUAUCCCCCCCAAAAUGAUUCUCCUUAAAAAUGCAAAAGCAAACAAAAAGUGUGGCAAAAGCAGAAAUGCCUUCAGCAAUGGCAGACACGUUGGAGUACGCGGGUGGCCCCCCAGGGAGCUGUUUCCACUGCAGCUGCGUCACUUCCUGGGACAGAUGUGGGCUUUGCUCCUUUGUGGUUCUACCCCUCUCUCUCCCCGAGUUCCACUCGCCCUCCCCACAAACCCAGGAGCAUUUCAGCAGGUGCCCUGCUGGGGCUGGUUUGAAUAAGUCACCUCUUUGGAAAGUGUCCAGAAGACACUGGCUGGCAUGUUGGGGCUCACCAAGGCAGGAACCCGACAGACCCCCAGGCUUCCCUUUCCACUCAGUGAGGAUCAUGACAGUGCCCGGGGCAUGAAACGCGGGCAGCUGGAUCCUGACUGUCCGCGGGUCCGAGGAUCCUCCCCACGCCUGGGCGCUCAGGGCCACCAGCUUACAUCUGCCUAAGCCCUGCGAAAGCAGAGCAUUGCGGGGCCUCCUGAGGCAGCGUCUUUCCGCCGAGGAAUGUUUCUCCAACUCAACGGCUAAACAGGAACCAAGCCGUCCGCGGGGGCCGCUGACCCUCUGGCUGUGCUGGGUGUGUGUUGUUCAGCUCAUGCACUUGUGCACCGAUGCUCGCUGGAUGGUGCAUUCGCUGCGCCGUCUUCUCUGUGCCGUUUGGGUGAAACUUCCUUACUCCCGCCAGGAUCUGCACCCUCCCCUGCCUCGUUUCCUAGCCGCCCCCGUUUAACUGAUUCACAGGUCUCCUGUGCCGGCAUCUGCGCGAGUCCACCCUGCAGCCCCCCAGGGCAGCUCAUGUGAAGACAGAGAGGACACUGAGAUCCAGAGAUCAUGGCAGUGGAUUAACCACAGCUGCCCGGGAACAGACCCCACUGGGCAGGAAGAGACACUGCCCUGGAAGUAGCCGCCUCCCAGGGCAUCCUGGAAGAGGCAUCCUGAAGCUCACACACAGAAGAGCUUCUCCAUUCAUCAUACAGCCUCUGACAAACCAGGAAGCAACUGACCUAUUGCACAAGUUGGAGACCAAAAGCAUAAACCCCGUGUGUGUCAGUGGCUGCCCAGGCCAGCGGCCACCUCAGUGCAGGUGAGGUCUGUCCUCAGGGGGGGCCUGUGCAGCAUGCGGAGUGGCGGGAGGUGUGGGACGGCCAGCCUGGACAGCCGGUGUCUGUAGUGGGCAGAGCACUGCCAUUGCCAUGCUACGGGUUUAUUCCAUAUCACGGUGCUGUGAGCUACAUGCUGUUAUCACCCCCAUUUGCAGAUGGAGAAACUGAGGCCCUGACAGAUGGGGGAGCUGUCCGAGAAGAGAAGUGGGGGCUGCUGGGGAGUGGGGUGCUGGGGUUGCGGCCGAGCACUGGGCUCCCUUCUCUUAUCCCCGAGGCUGUCCUGGCGUCAGGGAUGCAGGGAAAAGGCCACCAACCAAACAGAGCCACAGAAGCACAGCAGUGAGUAUUUGUGGCUGCUCUCCAAGGAUUUAAACCAUGGCUCGGUGGCCCCAGCCAGUGACAGCGUGGCACAUUGGGGUGCUGUGAGCAGUCAUGAUCAGCUGUGAGGUGUGUUACAAAUAAUUUGUUACAAUUAAAGUCGGGCUUCCACCAGAGUGGCUGUAAUAAAAAGGUAGAUGGUAACCAACGUUGACAAGGAUGUGGAGAAACUGGAAGCCUUGUGUGUUGUCAGUGGGGUGUAAAAUGGCCCUGCUGCUUUGGAAAACAGCUUGGUGGUUCCUCAAAAAAUAAAUGAGUAGAAUCAGGAUCAACUCAAGAACACUCAACGCACAUGUCCUCACAGAGUCUCGUACAUGGAUGUUCAGAGCACAUUAUUCACAAUAGCCAAAAAGUGGGAGCAGCCCACAUACCCGUCAGCUGAUGACUGGAUGAGUGGACUGUGGUGCAUACACAUAGCUGAUGAUUGGAUGAGUGGACUGUGGUGUAUACACAUAGCUGAUGAUUGGAUGAGUGGACUGUGGUGCAUACACAUAGCUGAUGAUUGGAUGAGCGGACUGUGGUGUAUACACAUAGCUGACGAUUGGAUGAGCGGACUGUGGUGCAUACACAUAGCUGACGAUUGGAUGAGCGGACUGUGUUGUAUACACAUAGCUGACGAUUGGAUGAGCGGACUGUGGUGCAUACACAUAGCUGACGAUUGGAUGAGCGGACUGUGGUGCAUACACAUAGCUGACGAUUGGAUGAGUGGACUGUGGUGCAUACACAUAGCUGACGAUUGGAUGAGCGGACUGUGGUGCAUACACAUAGCUGACGAUUGGAUGAGCGGACUGUGGUGCAUACACAUAGCUGAGGAUUGGAUGAGCGGACUGUGGUGCAUACACAUAGCUGACGAUUGGAUGAGCGGACUGUGGUGCAUACACAUAGCUGACGAUUGGAUGAGCGGACUGUGGUGCAUACACAUAGCUGACGAUUGGAUGAGCGGACUGUGGUGCAUACACAUAGCUGACGAUUGGAUGAGUGGACUGUGGUGUAUACACAUAGCUGACGAUUGGAUGAGCGGACUGUGGUGUAUACACAUAGCUGACGAUUGGAUGAGCGGACUGUGGUGCAUACACAUAGCUGACGAUUGGAUGAGCGGACUGUGGUACAUACACAUAGCUGAUGAUUGGAUGAGCGGACUGUGGUGCAUACACAUAGCUGAUGAUUGGAUGAGCGGACUGUGGUGCAUACACAUAGCUGAUGAUUGGAUGAGUGGACUGUGGUGCAUACACAUAGCUGACGAUUGGAUGAGCGGACUGUGGUGCAUACACAUAGCUGAUGAUUGGAUGAGCGGACUGUGGUGCAUACCCAUGGCAGACUCAUUAGGCCAUAAAAUGAAUGAAGCUGGGAUCGAGGCCACCGCGUGCAUGAACCUUGACAACAGCCACAAAAAGCACAUAGUGUAUGAUGCCAGUUACUUGACAUGUCCAGAACUGGCAAAUUCAGGAAGACAGAAAAUAGAUGAGUGGUUGCCAGGGGCUGGGAGGAAGGGGAACGGGCAGUGACUGUCCAUGGGCAUGAGGCAUCCUUUUCAGAUGAUGGAAAUGUUCUAAAAUCAUACCGCAGUAGUUAACGCAAUUCUGUAAAUUUCCUAAAAACAUCAUUGAGUUGCAUACUCGAAAUGGGUGUAUUUUAUGGUAUAGAAGCUAUGGCUCAGUGACGUUGCUUUUAAAAACUGAUGGCAAAGUAGAGUGCAUGGGCUCAUGUUGGCAGGUUCUUGACCAUUUUGCAAUGACAGCUGUGCGGUGAACGUCUCUGGGGUGGCCACUGCGGACUGCCCCCAGCCCUCCCCUCUGCUCCUGAUUGGUCAAGAGGGGGCAUGUGGCCAUGGACACACGAGGGGAGGGCAGCUGGGGCUUCCAGAAAAGAUUACAUCACUUGUACUUAUUUCUUUAAGACUUAUUUCUUUUUUAUUUUUAUUUUUUUGAGACAGGGUCUCUCUCUGUCACCCAGGCUGGAGUCCAGUGGCACGAAGGUGACUCACUGCAACCUCCACCUCUCAGAUUCAAGCAAUUCUCCUGCCUCAGCCUCUCGAGUAGCUGAGAUUACAGGCAUGCACCGCAACACCCGGUGCCUGGCUAAUUUUUUUAUUAUUAGUAGAGACAGGGUUUCGCCAUGUUGGCCAGGCUGGUCUUGAACUCCUGACCUCAGGUGAUCCACCCGCCUGGGCCUCCCAAAGUGCUGGGAUUACAGGCAUGAGUCACCACAACCUGGCCAAGACUUACUUUUUUAAAAGCAGGUUUAGGUUCACAGCAAAUCUGAGCGUAAGGCAGGGAUUUUCCCCAUGCCCCCUCCUCCACGCUUGCAUCCUUGUUCCCCACCAGAGUGUCCCUGUCCUGGUGUGUGAGCCUGCACUGACCCGUCGCCAUCCCCCAGCCUGCAGUUUACUUUAGGGCCCCCUCGGUGUUGUGCCUGCUAUGGGUUUCAGCAAACGCAUAAUGACACGUAUCCACCGUUUCAGUGUCACGCAGAGCAGCCUCCUGCCCUAACAGCGUCUGUGCUCUGCCUGUUUAUUUCCCUGCCCCCACUUACCUUUAAGGAGACACCAGGAGCAAUGCCCAUUCUCUGCCUGGGGACACUGCCGCCUCUACCAUGUCCCGCUGCCCUGCCAUCCUGAGGAAAGCCAGCAGAGACCCUGGCAGAUCCUGGGGCCUGGAAGCUGCUUGUGUGAGUCAGCAUGCACAGGGCAUCUGCUGCCCACACCUCCGCUUGGCCUGACCAACAGUCACUGUUCACUCUCUUCCUGCACCCUCAUGAGUGCUCUUGAACAGGAGAAGUUCUGGGGCUGGAGCCACAGCUGCCCUUGUAAUAACUGCAGGAUCCCAGCACCUGGUUCAGGCUGCCCAGCCCUGGGGGAGCCGGGAGUAAUAACAAGGUCUGUAUUGAGAAGCACCUUCCAGGUAUUGCAACACAGGGCGUUUCUGAAAACAACAGUUUCCCUGUGUGUUAGUCUGUUUUCACGCUGCCAAUAAAGACAUACCCAAGACCAGGUAUUUUAUAAAGAAAAAGAGCUUUAAUGGACUCACAGUUCCAUGUGGCUGGGGAGGCCUCACAAUCAUGGCAGAAGGUGAAAGGCAUGUCUUACAUGGCGGCAGGCAAAAGAGAAUGGGAGCCAAGAGAAAGGAGUUUCCCCUAUAAAACCAUCAGAUCUUGUGAGACUUACUCCCUACCAUGAGAACAGUAUAGGGGAAACCACUCUCAUGAUUUAAUUAUCUCCCACCAGGUCCCUCCCACAACAUGUGGGAAUUAUGGGAGCUACAAUUCCAGAUGAGAUUUAGGUGGGGACAGAACCAAACCGUAUCAUCCCGAUCAGUUAUGUCAGUGGGAGUGAGACAGGCAGGGAGUCCCUGUCCUCAACUCUGUGGGAAAAUAUUACGCACCAUGAGCUGAGCGAUGGGGACAAAUGCAGAAAUGGGAAGUGCAGGCUGCUCCCCGAGGCCCGAUCUCUGACCCCCACACGGCCCUGUCGGCCUGCAGGGCCCAGGGAAUCCGGUCAGCGAUGAAUUGUAAUUUUCCCAUCCAGUGGCACAGGUCACCAUCCACAUUACAAACGUGGAUUUUCACUGGAUGAGCUAAAAUCUGUUCACCAAAUGUGUUUGAGUGGCCUUUGGGUUGGCUCUUACUUUACACUUAACACCACAGGGCAGGCAGGGACUGGGGGAAACGAGGGCCUUCCAAUACUUGCCAGGUCCUGCAGGGCAGGGCUGGCCACAGAGGGAGGCACCCCGUUCAAUUUUGCAUCCUGGGAACCAGCGCUGAGAGACAGCCAGGAAGGACAUGGCAGGUGCUAUUUCGGACCAGAGGCGAGAGAGAAGGACUCUCCCAGGAAGAGCAGGCAGCGUCCAUGCAGGGGAGGCCUCCAUUCCAGGGGCGCCAGAGGUGGUUCUGAGGCUGUGGGUAAGGCAAAGUGGGGAGGGCCAGGCUGGUGGGCACGCGGCAGCUGCACCAACUACACUCCUAGGCGCCAGUGGGAGCUUGGAUUGAAACCUGGUGAGCGAGAGGGAGUGGGGUUGUCUGAGUUGCAGGCCCAUGUGUGGAAAACGGGUGGGGGCGGAGGUGGCUGGUCCAUGCGGUGGACAGAGAGAGCCAGAGAAAGGAACGAAGUGAUUCAUGCUGCACGGAGGUCACAGUGAGAACGGUGCGCUGAGACCUGUCAAAGGACAGACAAUCGCAGCUGACAGGACGAAUGAGGUCCAGCGCCCUCUACCGCUCUAGGAUGACUCUGCACUUACUAAUCACGUGCAGCUUCAAACAAGGAGGAUGUUGAAUGCUCCCAGUACAAAACAGGGAUAAAUGUUUAAGAUGAUGGGUAAGCGAAUUACCCUGAUCUGAUCACUGUACAUGAUACGGAUCCAAACAUCAUGAGUAUGUACAAUUCGUCAAUAAAAAAAUAAAAUGAAAAGGUGAUGAGAAAAGAAGCCAGACGUCAAGGACCCCGUAUUGUUACAAUUCCUUUCAUGCCAAAUGUGCAGAGUGAGAUUUGGUUCGUGGUUCGUCAGGCUGGGGGUGGGGGUGGGGAGGCAGGAGGUGGAGUGGGAACUAGGAGAAGGUUAAGACCCACCUGCCCCCCACUCCCUCCCAACAUGGCAGUGACUCUGCUGAGAAGUGGCUGGUGUCAUCACAUGUGGGAGGCAGAGUUCAUGGGACAGUGUGGAGACUAGGAUCCAGGGCAGGAGAUGGUGCCUAUUAGUUUACUUAAAUCUGGCCAGGCGUGGUGGCUCACACCUGUAAUCCCAGCAUUUUGGGAGGCCAAGGCAGGAGAAUCGCUUGAGGCCAGCAGGAGGAUCGCCUGGGGCCAAGAGCUCAAGACCAGCCUGGGCAACAUGGAGAAACCCCACCUCUACAAAAAUUAAUAAAUUAUCCAGGCCUGGCGGUGUGCACCUGUAGUCCCAGCUACUCUAGAGGCAAAGGCAGGAGGAUUGCUUGAGCCCAGAUGUUCAAGGCUGCAAUGAGCUGUGAUCGUGUCACUCCACUCCAGCCUGGGUGACAGAGUGAGAUGCCCUCUCUAAAAAAAUUCAAAAUACAAAACUGGAUCAUUCAAAUCUAUGAUCCAAUCCGCUUAUGGAAUGGUGUUACCUUGAUUAGUCUCUCUUCCCUGUAAUUUUGGGACGUGCCCCUGUUUCACUGACUUCGUUCCGUACAGGGCCCUACAUAUCAUUCCUUAGAUCCUUGGAGCACCUGAUGCCUGUCAAAGCAUUUUCACACACAGGGUUUUACAAGACACUCCCCGUAGCCCUGGGAGGAGGCUGCAGGGACUUUGCAAAUGUAGCUGUGCAGUAAGGUGGAGGCUCUGAGAGAUCCCGCCACUGCACUCCAGCCUGGGCGACAGAGCGAGACUCCAUCUCAAAAAAAAAAAAAAAAAAAAAGCAGAGGUGCAGAUGAAGGGCAGCUCUUCAGAGCCCAGCACUGUGAGUGUGAUUUGUCCAGAGGGAUGGAGGCUCUUGGGGAGCCCCAAGGCAGCUGUCUUCUCACAGGACGUUACAGCCUGGGGGCCGCUAUGGCCUGUGGGCCAGCCUUCUCAUCUUGCUGAGCUUGUAUUCAUUCACUGAGUAAACACUGACUGGGCACCUGCUGUGUGCCAAGCACUGGUUUGGGCACUUGGAGAUCUGGAGGGCACAGUGCAGGUGGAGACCCUGCUUGGGGGAAAGACGCUGUGGCGAGGAGACCCCGCUUGGUGGAAAGACACUGUGGCGAGGCGAGUGGUGUCCCCAGAACAUGUGUCCACCUGGGACUUGUGAAUGUGACCUCAUUUGGAAAAGGGAUCUUUGCAGAUAUAUUAGUUAAGGAUACUGAGAUGAGCUCAUCCUGGCUUUCAGGCACACCCUCAUCCAAUGACAAGUGUCAUCGAAGGAGAGGGAGGGGGCUGUGUGAGGACAGGGGCAGGGGCUGGAGCGAGGUGCCUGCAUGCCAGGGGUGCUGGGCACCUCCAGAGAGGCCCGGAACAGCUUCUUUCCUGCAGCCCUGCAGACACCUUGAUUUCUGCAGAAGUGAGAGAGACUACAUCACGUGGAUUAAGCCGGUCUGCCCCAAAGAGCUCAUGCCUGUGGCCAGGGUGAAAGUUGCUGUUCAGAUGCUCACAGGGAAAAAGCCAAUGGGACCAGAAGCACUCAAUUUAGCAAAUCAAGUCACUGCUCUGCUCAAAACCCUCCGAGGCUCCCACGGCCCUAAAAAGCUAAACGCCAUUCUCCACAGGGCCCUACUGCCCCCCGACCUCCCUCCCUGCCACACCCCUCCUGGACUCUGCCCCUCCUCCUGGGCAUGCUGUACCCGUCCACCAGGACCCUGCGGCCUCCUGACCUCCCUCCCUGCCACACCCCUCCUGGACCCUGCCCCUCCUCCUGAGCUCGCUGUACCCGUCCACCGGGGCCUCCAUGCCUGCUGUUCCCCUGCCCGAAACUCUUCUGCACGCCCUCUGGUCCGGCUCCCGGUGCAUCCUUGCCUUCCACCUCCCUGUUUCCCACAACCCUGCCCUGUGUACCUUUCCUUCCUGGUGCUCACCACUGAUUGGCCAGGUGCCACCUGUGAGCCUGUAGAGCUCUUUGGGGGUGGCAGGCAGGGUCAGCAGAGGCUGCGGACAGCGGGGUGCAGAGGGACUGGAGCCAUUGCCUGCAGACAGGCAGGACCGUCUUUCUGCUUGGUGUGACCUGGUCAUUUCUCUCGGCGAAGUGGCGAUCAGGACGGGAUCCAUGGGGACGGGGUCAGGAAAGGUCUCUGAGGAGGGCAUCCUGGGAGAUGAUCUGCAUGCACGGCUGAAGGAGGAAAUUUGCAGGGGGUGUGAAGGUCAUGGCAAAGGUCAGAGCAGGGGCAAUGGAGGAGCAGGGGUGGCGGAGGAGCAGGGGUGGUGGAGAAGCAGGGCUGGCGGAGGAGUAGGGGCGGUGGAGAAGCAGGGCUGGCGGAGGAGCAGGGGUAGUGGAGAAGCAGGGCUGGCGGAGGAGCAGGGGCAGUGGGGGAGCAGGACUCGCUGAGGAGCAGGGGCAGUGGAGAAGCAGGGCUGGUGGAGGAGCAGGGGCGGUGGAGAAGCAGGGGCAGUGGAGGAGCAGGGGCAGUGGAGGAGCAGGACUGGUGGAGGAGCAGGGGCAGUUGAGAAGCAGGGCUGGCUGAGGAGCAGGGGCAGUGGGAGAGCAGGGCCGGCGGAGGAGCAAGAGCAGUGGAGGAGCAGGGGCAGUGGAGGAGCAGGGCUGGGGAGGAGCAGGGCUGGUGGAGAAGCAGGGGCGGUGGAGGAGCAAGAGCAGUGGAGAAGCAGGGGUGGUGGAGAAGCAGGGCUGGCGGAGGAGCAAGAGCA
Molecule: messenger RNA, 26052 nt
Organism: Pan troglodytes (chimpanzee)
Lineage: Eukaryota; Metazoa; Chordata; Mammalia; Primates; Hominidae
Exons: 2
Coding region: 19085-20275 (396 amino acids)
Source: RefSeq, a predicted model, not a curated record